AUAUAGUGUGCGGGCCGCUAUAGACACGCGGAAAUCCGACACGACGCUGAUAAUCGGAACGGAUUUCGCUACGAUCGAUUUCGGCGAUUUCUCGUACUUACCUCGUCAGUGCAGUACGCAAAAACUCGAAUACCAAUACCAAUACGAUAUUUAUAUACAUAUAUAUAUAACUAUACGCAAUAAUAACCAUAUCAGACUCGCCGAACGCGAGUGGAUAACACAGCGAAUAAGACCGUCGUGAAAACAUGACGUCCCCUGUCGGGCCGAUCUGCAGUCCACGCUAUUUUUGUCUGCUAUUGGUGUCGACGUGCUAUUAUUAUGGUGUAACUACGGCCAUCACAGUGGUCGAUCACGUGUCCAAGGAUCGAUAUGCAGCCGGAGGCAGCGAUAGGGACACCGUUGGCGACACGCACUUGCGAGAGAAAGCGGAAGACGAGGAUGCGGAAAACAAACAUUUCAUGGAUGUUUAUUCGUUGCAAAGCGGACCCCAACAAUUAGAAUUUGGACACGUGUUCGAGGAUCCAAAUGUCUGGGAACAGAGGUACGAGAAAAAGGAUUUCGACGCUCAACGGUACCAAGGAAAAGUGAAAUGGGGUGACAAAGACGGCAGUUACGGUGAACAGUACUGGGACUUAAACCACGGCGGCGCUGAUGAAUUAUCCAACGAAAACGAAAAAAACGAUCAGUACGAAGAACCUGCCCAAAUCGAAUACGGACAGGAGAGCCGUCAGAGACCCGUAAUUUAUAAGCCAAUGACGAUUACACUCCUUAAGAAUAAAUCCAAGAAACCCGUUAAAAGUGUACGGAACUAUCCAAAACGAUUAGCAGAACCAUCAGCAGCGCCGACAACUAUAGGAAGCUCUACUAAAAAAACAGCUCCUGUUUUAGUUUUUGACAUGAAGACUGGAGUGGUUAUGGACGAAGCCACGGGAAAUAAAUUCAUUUUGAAACCAAUUAAAAAUUAAUAAUUUAUCUAAAAUAUUAUUUUAUUUUAUACAUUUUACGAUAAAAACUAGAGAUAACUACAUGGGUUAUUAAACUUUGUUUUUAUAUACACAACUAACUAAAGCUUUUUUUUUUAAUAUGCCUAUUCUUUAUAAAUUUGUUUUAUUAAACUCUUAAAUUAAUGUUAUUUAAUUAAUUAAUUUUAUAAAAUAUUUAUGCUUCAGAACACGUAAAAAAAUAAAAUGUAACAAGUUUAAGGAAAACAAAUAUAUAGGAUAAGUAAAACAAGUAGGAAUAAUUCUGGCAGUACCUACCUAAGUAAAAUGUAAUUAAUAAACCAAAAAUGAUUU
Molecule: messenger RNA, 1295 nt
Organism: Rhopalosiphum padi (bird cherry-oat aphid)
Lineage: Eukaryota; Metazoa; Arthropoda; Insecta; Hemiptera; Aphididae
Exons: 7
Coding region: 246-965 (239 amino acids)
Source: RefSeq, a predicted model, not a curated record